Ostertagia ostertagi is the source of this 492-nucleotide messenger RNA. NCBI's taxonomy places the organism in Eukaryota, Metazoa, Nematoda, Chromadorea, Rhabditida, Trichostrongylidae. The record is from the annotation of a GenBank genome assembly.
AUGCACAAAUAUCAACCACGAAUCCAUAUCGUCAGGCGAAAUAAAGGUCCAGCACCUGGAUCAAACAGGAUGAAUCUCAAUGAAGAAGUUCAUCGAACAUUUGUUUUCACAGGAAACACAAUUCAUGGCCGUCACAGCAUAUCAGAAUCAGUUGAUAACAAAGCUGAAAAUCGAAAAGAACCCGUUUGCGAAAGGAUUCCGGGAUCCCAGUGGGAGGUCGCCGGAGUACGAACCCGAUUCACGACCCGAUCUACCUCUGAUCAUGCCCAUGUACAAUCCGGUCAUCUUCCAACAAGCUCUACUGGGUCAAUAUUACCUCAAAGCGGCGGCCGCCAGGGUAAUGCCGUCGUUGAAUCCGUCGAUGCUGUCACAUGUGCUGUUCUCGCAGAUGCCGUCCUUACCGAACUCCUCCGAUCGGCCGUUGAACGCCAUCAAUCCGUCACCGGCAAAAUCGGAAAGUCUGCCAAUCUAGACAUCGCCUUUUUACCUUGA